GGGCGAUCACCUGGAAAGCGCCUGCCGGACCUAGGCAGUUUGCAGGGUUGGUGUCUCCUCCCUGGUUGUGCACAGUUUUUUGCCUGUUCAGGAAAGAUGGAUGGCCUGACAGCAAUUGCCAAGAGCGGUGGUGCGCUCACUUCCCUGCAGGCGCUCGUCCGGCACCCCUGCAACAGCUCAUCCCAGCCCCUGCAGCCCUCUUUCUUGGGGAGUGGGUGUGGAUCCUUGCCAGCGGCGGCGUUGACCACUCCUGGCAGAGCGUGCGGCGCGUGUCUGGCCGGCGCCUCCUUGCCAUCCUGCACCUUGUUGUCCAGCUGUAGCUCGUCCAUCACCGGGCUGCAACUGCCGCAGGCUGCCCCUGUUCGCAGACGCGCCCUGGCAGCCCCACCGCGAUCUGGGGUGACCCGCGCAGCUGCAGCAGUGACGCAGGAGGUGGAGGAGAUGAGCCGCCAAUUUGCGUUGGACAAUGAGUCAGAUCUGCGGGUGCGCAUCGUGGGCGAGGAGGGCAGCACCUGGAAGCGCUGCGAGCUGCGCGUGUCCGGCCGCCUGGCGGGCGUGCCCCUCGUGCUGCACUGGGCCAUUACGAAGCCCGGCCGCCCGACGUGGUACCUGCCCGCGGAGGCGCAGCGGCCGGCCAACACGCGCGAGUACAAGAAGCGGGCGCUGCAGACCACGUUCAACAAGAUUGACGAUGGGGCCAUCCUUAUUAUCGACGUCGACGCCGCUCAGAAUGAUGCAAUUGAGUUCACCCUCAAAGAUGACUCCUGCAAUGCCUGGUUCAAGAACCGCGGCAGCAACUUCCGGGUGGAGGUGGGCAAGGGCGGCGCGGCGGCGCCCCCCGCGGCCAGCCCGGCCCCCGCGGCAGUGGACAUCCCCAAGGAGCUGGUGGACAUUCAGUCGUACCUGCGCUGGGAGCGUGCGGGGAAGCAGACCUACUCGUACGAGCAACAGGAGGCGGAGUACCGGGCGGCGCGCGAGGAGCUGGAGGCGCAGGUGCGCAGUGGGGCCACCCUGGAGGAGCUCAGGCAGCGCCUCAAGGGCGGGCCAGCCACCAACGGGGCAGCCAGCGGGAACGGCGCGGGCGCCUCGCAGGGAGCGGGCGGCGUGGCUGUUCCGGAGGACCUGGUGGGCAUCCAGGCGUACCUGCGCUGGGAGCGGGGCGGCAAGAAGAACUACUCCCCCGAGGAGCAACAGCGCGAGUACGAGGCGGCGCGCGCGGAGCUGCAGGCGGCGGUGGCGGGGGGCGCCAGCGUGGCGUCGCUUCGUGCUCAGCUGCAGGCCCCCAAGAAGGAGGCGCAGGCCGCCGCCGCGCAGAAGCCGCAGAGCCGCGUGCACAUCGAGCGCAAGCAGUGGGACCCCGCGCAGCUCAUCAACGCCCACACUGCGACUGCACACAGCCCCGGGACGGCUCCCCCCGCGCCUGCGCCCAAGGAGCCGACCCCGCUGGAGCUGGCCGCCGACGUGGUGAUGGGCGCGGACGGGGCGACGGUGGUGAGCCGGCAAGUGAUCCCAGUGGACGGCGGCGCGGUGCUGGUGCUGGUGACGGAGGAGGGGGGCGAGGUGACGGUGCACGUGGCCACCGACCUGCGCGAGCCGCUGGCGCUGCACUGGGCCGUGUCGCGCAAGGGGCAGGAAUGGGGCAAGCCGCCGAGCAGCGUGGUCCCCGAGGGGUCGGCCGAGGUGGGCGGCAGCGUGGAGACGCCGCUGGCGCGCGGCUGGGGCGGCCAGGACAGCGUGCAGGCCGCGCACGUGGCGCUGGGCCGGGACGCGGGCGGCUUUGCCGCGCUGCCGUUUGUGCUGCACGCCGCGGCGGGCUGGUGGCUCAAGAACGGGGGCAAAGACUUCGUGGCCCCGCUCAAGAAGGCGCCCCCGCCGCCCCCAGCUGCGGACGUGGACGCGUCCAAGAUGGCCAAGUGGCUCGUGGACGAGAUUGCGGACUGCGAGAGGGAGGCCGAGAAGUCGUUCAUGCACAGGUUCAAUCUCGCAGCCGGCUUUGCGGAGAAGGCGCGCGACGCGGGCUCUCUGGGCCUGGCGGCCGUCUUUGUGUGGCUGCGCUACUGCCAGACGCGCCAGCUCAACUGGAACGUCAACUACAACGUCAAGCCCAGGGAGAUCAGCGCUGCGCAGAACAGGCUGACGGACGUGCUGGAGGGGCUGUAUGCGACGCUGCCGGGCGAGCGCGAGCUGGUGCGCCUGGCGCUGAGCGCGAUCGGGCGCGGCGGGGAGGGUGACGUGGGGCAGCGCAUCCGCGACGAGAUCCUGGUGGUGCAGCAGAACAACAACGCCAAGGGCGGCAUGCUCGAGGAGUGGCACCAGAAGCUGCACAACAACACCUCGCCCGACGACGUCGUCAUCUGCCAGGCGCUGCUCGACUACCUGGCCGCAGACCUGGACCUGGGCGCGUACUGGGCGCGCCUGGAGGCGGAGGGCGUGUCGCGCGAGCGGCUGGCCAGCUACGACCGUCCGAUCGUGUCGGAGCCGCGGCUGAAGCCCGAGCAGAAGGAGGGCCUCAUCCGCGACCUGGGCGCGUACCUCAAGACGCUCAAGGCCGUGCACUCCGGGGCCGACCUCGAGUCCGCCGCCGCCGCCGUGCUGGGCUACAAGCUGGACGCCAUGCGGGGCGGCCAGCAUGGCGACAUCCACGUGGAACCCGUGCCGGGCCUGGCACCCGAGCUGCCGGACCUGCUGGACUUCGUGCUGGAGCACAUCAACGACGCGGAGCCGCUGCCGCUACUGCUGGGCCUGGUGGAGGCGCGGCGCGAGCUGCGGCCGGCGCUGCAGGCGGGCGGCGACCGGCUCAAGGACUGCGUCUACCUGGACCUCGCGCUCGACUCGGCGGUGCGCACCACGGUGGAGCGCAGCCUGGCGGCGGUGGCGGCCGCGCCGGCGGCGGACCAAAUGGGCCUGGCCGCGCUGGUGGUGGAGAACCUGUGCCUCUCGCUGGACGACAACGAGGAGCUCGUCUUCUGCCUCAAGGCCUGGAUGGCGGCGGCGCCCGCCUGCCGCGCAAACGAGCCCCACUGGGCGCUGCGCGCCAAGGCCGUCAUGGACCGCACGCGCCUCGCGCUGGCCGACAUUGCCGAGCGCACCGCCGCGCUGCUGCAGCCCACCGCCACGUACAUGGGCCACCGCCUCGGGGUCGCCUCCUGGGCGGUGGACAUCUUCUCGGAGGAGGUCAUCCGCAUGGGCUCCGCCGCGGCCCUCUCGCAGCUGCUGGCCCGCCUGGACCCCGUCCUGCGCGCCGCGGCCGACCUGGGUGCGUGGCAGGUGAUCAGCCCGGUGGCGGUGGCGGGCGUGGUGCGCUGCGUGGAUUCGCUGGGCGACGUGCAGGACGUGGUGUACGACGAGGCGACCAUCCUGGUGGCGGGCCACGUCAGCGGCGAGGAGGAGAUCCCCGACGGCGCUGUCGCCGUGCUCACGCCCGACAUGCCCGACGUCCUCUCCCACGUCUCAGUGCGCGCGCGCAACGGCAAGAUCUGCUUCGCGACCUGCUUCGACGAGGGCGUGCUGGCGGAGCUGCGCGCUCUGGACGGCCGCGCGCUGCGGUUGGAGCCAGCCGCAGAGGACCUCAAGUACACCCCGAUCGAGGCCGCGGAGGUGCAGCACAGCGCCGCGGGGGGAGGCGCGGACGACGACGUCCCCUCCGGGCUGAGCAUCACCAAGAAGGCGUGGGCCGGCAAGUACGCGAUCCCAGCCGACGACUUCACGCCCGACCUGGUGGGGGCCAAGUCGCGCAACCUGGCCGACCUGCGGGGGCGGCUCCCCGACUGGAUCCACCUGCCCACGUCGGUGGCCAUCCCCUUUGGCACGUUCGACCAGGUCCUGGCGGCGCCGCAGAACCGCGCCGUGGCCGCAGAGGUGAAGGCGUUGCAGGCGGCGCUGAAGGCGGGCCAGCACGAGAAGCUGGCGGAGCUGCGCAGCGCCGUGCUGGAGCUGGCGGCGCCCGAGGCCCUGGUGACGGAGCUGCGGGCCGCGUUCCAGGGCGCGGGCCUGCCGUGGCCGGGGGAGCAGGGCGAGGAGCGGUGGGAGGCCGCGUGGCGCGCCAUCAAGAAGGUGUGGGCGUCCAAGUGGAAUGAGCGCGCCUUCUUCAGCUGCCGCAAGGCGCGCAUCAACCACGACGACCUGAGCAUGGCCGUGCUGUGCCAGCAAGUCAUCCGCGCCGACUACGCGUACGUCAUCCACACCACCAACCCGUCGACGGGCGAUGCGAGCGAGAUCUACGCGGAGGUGGUGCGGGGCCUGGGGGAGACCCUGGUGGGCGCGUACCCGGGGCGGGCCCUCAGCUUCGCGGCGAGCAAGAGCGACCUUGCGCCGCGGGUCCUCGGCUUCCCCAGCAAGCGGGUGGGCCUCUUCUGCCCCGACACGCUCAUCUUCCGCUCGGACUCCAACGGAGAAGACCUGGAGGGAUAUGCGGGCGCAGGGCUGUACGACAGUAUCACGAUGGAUCCAGAGCAAGAAGAAAAAGUGGAUUACUCCGUUGACAAGCUGCUGAACGACACGUCUUUCCAAAAAGAUGUCCUGACGAGAAUCGCGCAACUUGGAGAUGCUGUUGAGAAGGCGCUCAAGAGUCCUCAGGAUAUCGAGGGGGUCGUCAAAGACGGAAAGUUGUACAUGGUGCAGACACGGCCGCAGAUGUAAGGCCACUAGGGGCGAAUGUUUCUGUGCACCUUGUGCGAUGCAUAAGAGCGUGUUGCAAACCAUCUGGACAAUUGAGGAGCGAUCUGGCUGGUACCUUCACGGGUGAGGUUCGAAAAGCUUGAGCAAGGUUUAGAUUCUAAGACAUCGUCUCUGGAAAGUAGCAACCUCGAAUGCCGAUUGAACCAUGAUUGACAGUUUAUCAAUAUCGAUAUGGAUUGCUUAUGAUCAUC
Klebsormidium nitens is the source of this 4868-nucleotide messenger RNA. The record is from the annotation of a GenBank genome assembly. NCBI's taxonomy places the organism in Eukaryota, Viridiplantae, Streptophyta, Klebsormidiophyceae, Klebsormidiales, Klebsormidiaceae.